This is a messenger RNA of Octopus sinensis (East Asian common octopus), 1261 nucleotides long. RefSeq names its product probable splicing factor, arginine/serine-rich 6. The transcript is spliced from 8 exons. The record is from RefSeq and is a predicted model, not a curated record. Lineage: Eukaryota; Metazoa; Mollusca; Cephalopoda; Octopoda; Octopodidae. Bases 79 to 1083 code for a protein of 334 amino acids. Gene Ontology annotation, molecular function: RNA binding.
UAAGCCUACCAUUAGUUAUCUUCCCUUGGCUUGUCCACCACCAUUUCUUCAGCUACUCUGUAAUAUCGCUCUAACUUCAUGACGAUGGUAAAUCGUGCAGUUCUUGACCGCAUUAGAGGUGGUUACAGAAUUUUUGUAGGUGAUCUAGGCAGUCGAAUUGGCAAGAAUGAAUUAGAGAGGCAAUUCAAGUCGUUUGGACCCAUAACCGAUAUAUGGGUUGCCAGAAACCCACCAGGAUUUGCAUUUUUGGUUUUCAAAUACCCAGAAGAUGCUGAACGCGCUGUCAGAGACCUUGAUGGCAGAUCUGUUAGUGGUCGAAGAGUUCGUGUAGAACAUGCUCGUCCAUACCAAACAAGGAAACCAAGAGGAAAUUCUAGACGGAGAGGCAUGGGUCAUUCUGGAGGCCAUUGGCGUCGGGAAGAUCACACCAAUACUGCUGUAAGAUCCGGUUCUGAUUCUCGCUAUUCCAGGUCUAGAUCCCGUGACAGAAGCUACUCAAGGUCCAGGAGGAGCCCUUACUCAAGAUCUCGUUCCAGGUCACGUUUCAGGUCUUACAGUCGUUCGCGAAGUCCUGAAAAACUCUCAAGAUCAAGAGGAGGACAUAGUUCCCUGGAUAUUCCCCAGCGACACAAGAAAGAUGAGCACUAUCGCAGUAGGUCAAACAGCCGCUCUCAGAGCCCGCCCUUGCGCCCGAGAUUAUUUCGUGUUCUGGAUGACAUUGAGGAGUCCAGCCGACAACGUUCACCACGGAACCGGUCAGUUUCACCAGAUGAUCAACGAAGCAAGUAUUCAUCUCGUUCUAGACACGAUGCUAGUCAUGAUCUGGACAAUCAUGAUGGUGGUCAAUCUGAUACCAGUGAGCAGUCUGGACUGAGGAAAGAGAAGUUGACUAUGAAAAAUAGCCGGUCGCGUUCCCCUAGUUAUGAUGGUUCUGACUUGGAAACUGGUGAAAUCAGUGACCAUCCCAUGAGAAAAUCUCGUAAAAUGAAAGUGGACAGAUCUCCAUCUCCAGACAGAUCACAUGCUGCACUGUCAAGUCGCACAUCUAAUCCCGGCAGAUCUGAUAGUGAUGAAGAAAAAUGAAUACACACAAUAGAGGGGGAAUUCUUAGUUUUUUUUUUUUUUUUUUCCCCUUUCUCUCUCUCUCUCUUUCUCUCUCUCUCUCUCUCUCAAGCAAGAACCAGCAAAAAUGGAAAGCAUGUUGUAUUUAAACAAGUAGACAUUAGAAUUUUUUUUAAUCAAUUGCCUAUUUAAUCAUUAA